Molecule: messenger RNA, 5179 nt
Organism: Oncorhynchus tshawytscha (Chinook salmon)
Lineage: Eukaryota; Metazoa; Chordata; Actinopteri; Salmoniformes; Salmonidae
Gene: prss56
Product: serine protease 56
Exons: 14
Coding region: 494-3127 (877 amino acids)
Biological process (GO): proteolysis
Molecular function (GO): serine-type endopeptidase activity
Source: RefSeq, a predicted model, not a curated record
CCUUGCCUCCAAGCCCCAUCACUCCACCCCUCCCUCCUGGCUCCCUCUCCCCCCUUUUCACAGAACCAAACCUCUUUGUAAUUUCCAGCCUUGGCAAGUUGUACUCAGAUUUGCUGUCACAGUUUUAAUGAAUUCAGCUGUUUGUGCAUUGGCCAUGGGAGCAUCUCUCCUCCCUCCCCCUCCCUCACUCUCGCCCCUCCUCCACCUCUCUGGUGUUUCCCGAGGGACUCUAUAUAUACCGCAGACCACUCUACUCCUUCCUAUUGUUCCUCUAAGGAAACUUGCAGACAGAUGCCCCGCGGCAGCACAGUGUGUGUGGGAGAGUGCAGAGAGACAGCCACGAUAGAGACAAGUCUCAAGACAAUAGCUGGUGCUGCUGGACAGAGACGUUUACUACUACUACUACUACUAGCCCAUUUCUUCUUCUCUGAGUUUUUUGUUGUGAUUUUUUUUUCUUCUCCACCGCUGAGUGGUGAUCUGAUGAUCUGACGGCAUGUUGCUGGUGUCACUGCUGCUGAUGGCGAUGGACUGCUGCCUUGGAGCGCCAGCCGGGAGAGAGGUGUACAGGAUGCCUCAGAGUGCUCUGAAAGCUCUAUCGGACCGGGGUACUGUGGUUCUGGAGGCGGCGUUGACCAGUGCUCUGUCGGCUCUGGAGCUGGCGACGUCGGAGCGGAGUCAGGCCGAGGCAGUCUGUAGAGACUGUGUACCCUGUCUCUUUCAGGACUGCGGACAGCGCUCCGCACCCUGCUCCUCUCUGGAUGGCACAUUGGCUGAGCCCAGCUGUGACGUCAUUACCAAGGCUCAGAAAGUUCCGGAGGAGGGCGAGCGGAGCUGGGCGCUGAGCCAGGCAUGUGGGUAUUACCGCCGGCGGUGCCCGCCGGGCGAAAAGGAGAAGGAGGCUUGUGUGAGGAUCAUGGGCGAGAGCUGCAGUGCCCGCGUGCUCCAGUGUAGCCUCCUGAACACCAUGCAGAACCUGGAGCCUGCCACACAGACACGCACACAGGCAGUGUGUGGCCAGAGGCUGUCGGCGGUGCAGAACGUGACCCAGCCCCGCUCCCGUAUAGUGGGGGGUUCCCCGGCCCUCCCUGGCAGCUGGCCCUGGCUGGUCAACCUGCAGCUGGACGGAGGGCUGAUGUGUGGAGGGGUGCUGGUGGACAGCUCCUGGGUGGUGACCGCCGCUCACUGCUUCGCUGGCAGCCGCAGUGAUAGCUACUGGACGGCUGUGGUGGGAGAGUUUGAUAUCACCAAGACCGACCCUGACGAGCAGGUGCUCAAGGUCAACCGCAUCAUCUCCCAUCCCAAGUUCAACCCCAAGACGUUUAACAACGACAUAGCGCUGGUGGAGCUGACAUCUCCGGUGGUCCUGUCGGACCGCGUGACCCCUGUGUGUCUGCCAUCAGGUCUGGAACCGCCUACUGGCAGCCCCUGUCUGGUGGCCGGCUGGGGCUCCCUCUACGAAGAUGGUCCUUCAGCUGACGUGGUGAUGGAGGCUAAGGUUCCUCUGCUGCCCCAGAGCACCUGCAAGAGCUCCCUGGGCAAGGAGCUGGUCACCAACACCAUGCUGUGUGCCGGGUACCUCUCUGGGGGCAUCGACUCCUGCCAGGGGGAUUCUGGAGGCCCUCUGAUCUACCAGGACCGUAUAUCAGGUCGAUUCCAGCUGCACGGCAUCACGUCCUGGGGAGACGGCUGUGGGGAAAAGGGCAAACCUGGGGUCUACACACGGGUCAGCGCCUUCUCCGAUUGGAUACUCGCUGAGAUACAGAAGUCCUUUGGGAGUCGGGAGCCGACGUGCCCUGAGUUGCUGAAGACAUCGGAGCUGUCGGAGGAGCAGCAGAGGUCGGAGUUUGUCUCUCUGUGUCGCUUCUACGCCCAGACCUGCCCCCCCAGCCAGGGGACCGCUGCCUGCAACCGCCUCGUAGAGGAGAAAUGUCGCAGCCGAUUCAAGAAGUGUCAGUUGCGUUCGUUCCUGCAGACCCUGCUGGACUUACUCCAGAGAGCAGAGGACUAUAUCAGAGACAAGGUAGACCUGACCUUCUUCACCCAGACCCUGCCUCAACUGGUGGAACACAUCUACAGUACAGCCUUCACCGCCAAGGAGAGGGAGAGGAGGGACAUCCCACAGGAAACAGAACAGGUAUGGGGUGCUGUCCGGUCAGGGUCAGAGGAAACUGGUCCUGGGUUGUUCCAGAAGGUAGGCCCCCUGGUGGCUGACUGGGAGAACUACCUCAGGGGCAUCGCUGUGGAGUUGGACACACAGACACACGGCUCCAAACCCCUGAGCCAAGAAGAGAGCCUUUUCCUUCAGGCACAGGACCCCUCUCUGCAUCAGCUAGAGGGGAAGUACCAGACCAUCAUCUCAGCCUUACACUCCAAACUGGACUCCAGACCUGCUCCUCCGAUCUUGCACCUGAAUACAGACCUCCUCCAGGAAAACUCUCCCAAAAUUCAUGCUGUUCCCACUGAAGAGUCGCCCUCCUCAUUUCCCCUUCAGAGGUCAGAGUCGCUCACAGCCCUCAUCAGUGAAAUCCGGAAAUUUGGGACACAGAAUGAAAUGGCGACAGAAGAUGCAGAAAUUAGUGUAACAUCGUUUGAAGAGGACACAUUUUCAGAUCCAACACCAGUCAGUUCAAUAGAGACUACUGAUUGGCUUAACGAAGCUGUGACUGAACAGACAACCUUACAGCGCCUGUUCCCGUCUCUGUCCACCAUCGGCAGCACCAUGUCUCCCAUAGCAACGACCUUUGACUCCAGACAGACUCUACUUCCUGGUUCUCCCUCCCUCCAGCUGUCCCUCGACCACCGGAGACGCAGGAGUCUCCGCAAGAGGCAGAUCCCUGGGGUUAAAGCUUGUCCAGGAGUAGCAGAGUCCACCCAGCAAGUGAGUGGUAUCAGAGACACAUACAAGUGGAUCCUGGGCAUCCCCACCAAGAACCUCCACAUGAACUUCCAGGAGUUGCUGGUGGACCUGAGCUCUAAGAACGAUCGGGGUCUGUACGAGGCUCGGGUCAGGGCGGUGGUGGGGGGUCGACCUCUGACCUUCUACAGCCUGGUGGGUCUGGAGAAUGAGUCCUUCUACCGUAGCAUGCCGCGCAUCAUUGCUCUGGCUCUGGACGCUCUCAAAACGUAAACAGUAUCAACUUCAACAAAACGAACUCACGUCAAAGACUCAGUGGCUCAGCGAAGGCAUGGUCUAGUCAGCUUGUGGUGCCAGAGACCAGAGAGGGGGAACGAGCCCCGUGGGACCUAGAAACUGGCGACUACUCAUUCAGAUGGGAGGCGAGACGACAGGCACUGGGCAUUCUAGGAGACCUAAACAUUAGGAAUGUAACAAUUCACCAAUGCACAUCAGGUCCGGUUCAAAUGCUUAAGAUGCUGAGGGCGUCAAUGUUAUCGGUGGGCGGGGAGCCCUAACUGAUCCAAAUGACGUAUGCAUCGGUCAGAAAACCCAUUUAAAAUGUUCCAAACUGACAGUUAACUGUUUUUUACUUUAUAUAGUGUUAUUCCGGGGGAAAAAAUUGCUGCGUCCUCCUUUAGUUCAGUAGCCUAUCAGACUUUAUCACGUAACUGCGUAUGAGUGCGAGAUAGCAACUGUGCGUACAGUGCUGGAGACCGCUGCUCACGCCAACGAGAGGUUGCUCUCGUUGUUCUAAUGGGCUAUUCGUACAUCUGCAUUCAGAUGCUUGUAAUGGCUUUCACAAUGUCAAAUCAUAGGCUUUAUUAGUUGAGUGACAACAGAUGUAAUUUGGGUCAUUUCGGGUCAUUGUUACCAAAUGAGCUGUAGAAAGUGGUUUUUACUCGAGUUGUGUAGCCGACCGGAAUGGAUACAACUCACAUCCAACUGUUGAUUUGGGGUUUUCAAUCAUUCACAUUUCAUUUCAUUGUUCAAGUUCACUAUAAGAAAUAGUUUUGGUAGUUUUGCUUUAAACAGUCAUUGUAUUUGGUCAUUUCAACAGGAACAGGGUAUGUUCAUUAAGGACAGAAAUAGUUUUGGUAGUUUUGCUUUAAACAGUCGUUGUAUUUGGUCAUUUCAACAGGAACAGGGUAUGUUCAUUAAGGACAGCAAUCAUUUUUGCCAGCUGCGCAUGGUUGCGUUGAUUCAUUGGUCGGAAUGGAGAAGCUCUCCGUAAAACUCCAAACGGUCUAAACCAUUCCCUUUUGAGACGGGGUAAAAUACAAAGCUGCAUUAUAUAAAUUGGUUAAAUGCCAUGCUAAUUUCUAAAGAUAAAUAUUGACAUAGUACUAGCUGGAAACAUGUUUAAUCUGCAAAAAUGACAAGUUAAUCAGUGGGCGAUGGUGAUGUCAGAUAAAAGUGGUGGGAGAAAAAGCAUACAUUUCCCCACUCCUAAUCUGAUAGUGGGGUGGUAGAUGCUCAGUCAGCUCCGGUGCCUACACACCAUUGACACACACACACUGAGGGCCACUCAGCUUAGAGAUGUCAUCUCAGACAGAUCCAGCACAGAGAGGCCCAGCUUCUGAGCUCCCAUCAGCAGCAGUUAUUAAUUAAAAAUGGAAAAUGAACGUGUUCAAUGCAACAACAAAGAAGUGCAUUGAACCGAAUUGCAUCAAUUAGUUUCCCUAAUCAAACCAAAUUGCACCGACUCGUUUCAAAUUAAAAUGUAUCGUUCCUGUAUUGUACCAAUGUGUCCAAAUGCGUAUGAAAUCACCCCGCGCAAAUGGACGCAAGUGCACGCGUGCACACACACACACACACACACACACACUGCGUGACUUUGCUGGCCCAUGCUGAAGAACAGACAGGAGAGUGACAUUACAAUAUGACAUGUCAACCCACCUGAGAGCCUGACCUCUAUGUACACACAGCCCUGAAUGUAUUGGACCAUCCUGCCUAGCAACCAUUCAUGGAGAUGAGUUGUUUUUUUACAUGGCUGGCGUAACGCAGUGAGACAGCCAUAGAAAUAAAUAGAGAACUAAUUUUUGUACCUGUGCCAUUAAAAUGGUGGAAGCCCUCAAUGCCGAUGGCCAUGCUAAAACGGGUUAUAUCCAUGUAUCUAUCUCUAUGGACGCAACCCAUUCUAAUUUAUGAGCCUGUAUAAAUAAGUUAUUCAAAAUGUCUGUUUUUCUGCAAAAGGUUGAGCCUCUUGUGAAGCAAGCAGACUGUAGGCCCCUUCAUACUGUACAUUGGUAUAUUAUUUUUCGUUGCUAUAUUUAUUUGUAUAGA